This is a messenger RNA of Pecten maximus, 1313 nucleotides long. Its product is annotated as excitatory amino acid transporter 1-like. Lineage: Eukaryota; Metazoa; Mollusca; Bivalvia; Pectinida; Pectinidae. The transcript is spliced from 5 exons. Gene Ontology annotation, cellular component: plasma membrane. The record is from RefSeq and is a predicted model, not a curated record. Gene Ontology annotation, molecular function: neutral L-amino acid transmembrane transporter activity; L-glutamate transmembrane transporter activity; glutamate:sodium symporter activity. Gene Ontology annotation, biological process: L-glutamate transmembrane transport. The annotation marks the transcript as partial.
GCAUAUUGACAAUCAGUGUCCUGGUUGGUAUCUGUGCCGGGAAGGCAAAGCAGGAAGGAGAAGCGUUUAGGGCAUUCUUCACUUCUUCCUUCAGAAUUCUGUUACAUCUUAUGCGUCUCUUUAUGUGGUGUACACCUCUAGGACUUUUGAGUCUGUUGGCUAAGACUGUCUCCAGUGCCGACAAUCAGCUUGAUGACCUAGCCAACAUUGCUAUGUACCUCGUGACAGUAACGGUGGGACAGUGCCUUGUUGUCAUGGUGAUAGUACCGGUGGUAUACGUCAUCGUUAGACGGGCCAAUCCGGUGUAUCUAUACUAUACACUUAGAGAACCAAUAAUGCUCGCAUUUGCUACGGGCAUUUAUUACAGCGCUGCUGUUAUACCGGAUACGGUUAAAAUCCUGGUGAAUGAGAUGAGAGUGGACAAACAUGUCACCCAGGUGGUCGUACCCCUAUCCACUACCAUAGGGAGAUGUGGUUCAGCCUUAUACGUGUCUGUGUCGUGCAUCUUUCUGCUUCGAACACAGACUUCAGACUCUAACGCUGAAUCUGUAGUUCUUAUUUGUCUGAUGGCUACGUUGUUAUCUACGGCAUCCCCUUCUGUUGCGGGGUCGAGUAUGUCUGUCAUCAUCCUCAUUGUGUCGAACUUCAACAUACCUUCUGACAUGGUCGGCAUACUGUUUUCGACCGACUGGAUAAUAGACCGUAUCCGUACCGCAACGAAUUACCUUGUACAAGUCCUUGGAACUAUUAUAAUCAACUCAAUAUGUGUUCAGCCCCCGCCGAAAUUCCGCCGCCCUUCCUCCGACUCAAUGGACUUAAACAGCAUUUCGAUGCGCGAUUCAGCCCUGUCAAACGCCGUCUUCCUUACCUCUGAUGGAAGAAGAUCUGGCAGCUCGUCCACGUCCAAUCUGAUUCGCCAAAUGUCUAGUGCAAGUGAUCUUAAUACCAUUCCGUUGAGGGAUGCCUCCGUGUCAAACGACACCUGCCAAACCUCUGAAGAACGCAGACCUAGUGUAAUUUUCACAGUUUAAUACAAUUUUCUUCAUGUACGUGUCUACGCCAAGUGCCAUUUGUCUUAUUUCAGCUUCAAGACGAUGUGAAACCAACUCCUUGAUGUUGUUAGUUUCUGUCAAAUAUGUUUUCUUGUGUACUUCUGGCAACGCAGGUUUUGCAUAUUCCCUGCUUGUAUUUGAGAACUCAAUUCAUAUCAAAUUUUGUUUACAUCCCAUCAACGGCUGGGAUUAGUGGUCUUCAUUUCAAAGACACAUGGAUUUAUAUAAAACUGUUCGUAUCAAUGCGAUGUCCAGCUGAAA